Molecule: messenger RNA, 2753 nt
Organism: Ahaetulla prasina
Lineage: Eukaryota; Metazoa; Chordata; Lepidosauria; Squamata; Colubridae
Product: dnaJ homolog subfamily A member 1-like
Exons: 7
Coding region: 368-1570 (400 amino acids)
Biological process (GO): response to heat; protein refolding
Cellular component (GO): cytosol; cytoplasm
Molecular function (GO): ATP binding; Hsp70 protein binding
Source: RefSeq, a predicted model, not a curated record
GUGGGGCAGGCCGACUAAUGAGCGCCUUGAGAUGCUGACACAGCCCCACGCCCAGCUCCGGCUCCCUUGCCAGGCUAUUAAGCUGGCCGCCAUGGAGGCUGGGUGGAGGAGGACCUGAACGGUAGAGGCACGGCGGCUGCUCUGCUGUUGCUGCUGGAGAAAACCCUGCCGCCGCCCGGCUUCCGGGCCAUUUUUAGGCUGCUUGUCUUUCUGUUUCCCCUCCCUCGGAUUGGUCCCUUCUGUGAAACCUGCCAGCCGUCAAAGAGCCUUAUGGGUCUCUGACUGAUCGUCUGGUUGGCUGGAUCCGCUGGGGGCUGCCCCACACCAACAGCCUUCCCUCCCCCUUAGGGCCCCGUCCGGCGGAAAGAUGGUGAAGGAAACGGGCUACUAUGACCUGCUGGGCGUCAAGCCCUGUGCCACGAUGGACGAGAUCAAGCGGGCGUACCGGCGCCUGGCACUCAGAUACCAUCCGGACAAGAACCCCAGCGAGGGGGAGCGGUUCAAACAGAUCUCACAGGCGUACGAGGUCCUCUCGGAUCCUAGCAAGAGGUCCGUCUAUGACCGAGGCGGGGAACGGGCCAUGAAGGAGGGUGGCACAGCCGGGCGGGGCGGCUUCGGGGCCCCGAUGGACAUCUUUGACUUGUUCUUUGGAGGAGGGGGCCGCACGCAGGGCCCCAGGGUGGAGAGGAGAGGCAAAACGGCCAUCCACCUGCUGACCGUCACCCUGGAGGACCUGUACAAUGGGGCCACCCGGAAGCUUUCCCUGCAGAAGAAUGUCAUCUGCAGAAGCUGUGGGGGCCGCGGCGGUAGGGAGGGUCUUGACGUCCGAUGUCCCAAGUGCCAUGGGUCUGGCAUGGAGGUCAUUGUCCACCAGCUGGGGCCCAACAUGGUGCACCACAUCCAGGCCAUGUGCUCGCAGUGCCAGGGCCAAGGAGAAUGGGUGCGGCCCCUUGACCGAUGCCUCGCCUGCAACGGCCGGAAGGUCAUCCGGGAGAAGAAGAUCCUCAACGUCCACCUGGACAAAGGCAUGGCCGACCGGCAGAAGAUCACCUUCCACCAGGAGGGGGAUCAGGCUCCCGGAUUUGAGCCCGGAGACAUUGUGAUUGUGCUGGAUCAGAAGCCACACCCGGUCUUCCAGCGCAGUGGCAGCGACCUCAUCGUCCGGCGGGAGGUGCCGCUGGUGGACGCCUUGUGUGGUUGCAAGCAGGUCAUCCGGACCCUGGACAACCGGAGGCUCCUGGUCUCUUCGCGGCCCGGCUGCGUGAUCAAACCGGGGGACAUCCGGUGCAUCCCGAACGAGGGGAUGCCCGUCUACCGCAGCCCCGGCCAGAAGGGGAGGCUGGUCAUCCACUUCGAGGUACGGAAGCCCUCGGCUCCCCCCAGCCAACUCCUUUGGGGAAGUCUCGGUGAAAUUCCCGGAGCCCGGCUGGCUGCCCUCCCACCAGCUGCGCCAGUUCCAGUCCUUCUUCCCCCGACACGAAGAGGUGAUGGCCACCGAGGACAUGGAGGAAGUGGAGCUGCGGGAGUAUUUCCCCCAGCCGGAUUUCUCCGGCCGUCGCUUCCAGAGUGAAUUCAACCAUGAAGGCGACUUUGAAGAUCCUCUGCGCCACAACGUCCAGUGCCAAACCUCGUAGCCCAGCAGACAGAGCCCCCCCCUUCCGUGUGGCCUCGCAAGUUGGGGUGGGGGGUGAAGCCCAGAAUGCCUUAAGAAGCACAAUUGCCGGUGGAUGUCCAGUCAGAGCGGUCAAGGGUGCAGAAAGUCCCUCCUUUGGCCAAAGGUCUCCAACCCUCUGGAGGUUGGCUGCCUCUGAAAAUCCCUGUUUAGCUUAGGGAGGCCCCCAGCCUAGAAAUCAACUUUAGAGCCUCAGCCGGACAUUUCCCCUUUGUGCCCGACUGCUCUGGGCCUGCCCUAGUUUGCAGGUUCGGACGAUAAUGCUGGUUUCUCUCUAGGAGACCCCAACUCCAAAAAGAAACAAAACACUCAGCCCCUCCCCGUCUGCUGCAAGGCAGCUUCCUUUGCCUCCAGGGUUAGUCCUGACCUUGGCAAGGUGUCCCAGGGGCCGUGGGAACGUGUUCCGUCUCCCGGCUGAUUUCUAGGCCAUUUCAAAGUCUAGCCAAGAUGGGGGGGGGUCUUGCAGACAAGCCAGGUGGCGGCUGACAGGCAGGGAGUUGGACCUCGGCACGUCUUGGGAGCCCCGGCAAGGGAAGACCCUCUGUUGACACCCAUGGGGGACCCCUUCAGCUGCCGGUCUGAUGGUGGGUGGGGUCGUGGCCCCCCCUUUGCUUUUAAGUGCCUUCCCGGUUGUGCCAUUCAUCCUGGGUGCUGCCCCAUCCUUUCUCCACAAUUGCAUUCGGAAUAAUAGCCCCCCUUUUUUAGGUCGUAUAGUCAGUGUUAGGUGUUAGCGGGGGUGGGGUGGGGGCCCUCUCGGCCUGGUGGGGUUGUCCAGGGUGGUCCUGCUGGCCCUGAGUCCCCGUCUGGCAUGUGGGGCCAGGUGAGACGAGAGCCGACCCUCCUUGGUUUCCAAACCCAGCAAAGCUGCUGAGGAACUUCUGGGGUUCGUUCCCCACUUUUUUGCUUUUCCUCUUUUUUUUCCGCUUCUGCUCUUCUCUACCUCCUGUUUGCAAAUCGCCUGGAAGAAGCGCAAAGACUUUGGAGCGUCUGUGGGAGUCGGAGGAGGCCCCAGGUGGCUCUCCGGGCUCUUGCAGAACUUCACUUGAAUUUUGCUUCAAGGGAAACAAGGAGAUUCUCCAGA